CCUCCAAGUGACAACAUGGCGAGUGUUCGUGCUGCGUCCCGUUUUCUGUCCAAGAAGGCGCUGUUUAAAACGAAAGCAGUGAGUGCUGGUGCAGUUCAUGGGUCCAGGAACUUUCACUUCUCCAUCGUAUUGGCAAGGGGAAAGAUGCCAACAGUAUCAGAUGAUGUCUCCACUCAGUAUCCAGUUGUGGGAAAUGGAGUUGAUGCUGUGGUGGUAGGAGAUGGAGGGCGGGACUCAGGGCAGCCUUUUGGACUGUCAGAGGCUGGCUUCAACACUGCCUGUGUCACCAAACUCUUCCAACCAGGUCUCACACUGUUUGCUGCACAGGGUGGGAUCAAUGCGGCUCUGGGAAACAUGGAGGAGGAUGACUGGAGUGCAUUCUAUGACACAGUGAAGGGAUCUGAUUGGCUCGGAGACCAGGACGCCAUCCACUACAUGACAGAACAGGCUCCUGCCGCUGUAGUGGAGCUGGAGAACUUUGGCAUGCCAUUCAGCCGCACUGAGGACGGAAAGAUCUACCAGAGGGCAUUUGGAGGUCAGAGUCUAAAGUAUGGAAAAGGAGGCCACCACCGCUGCUGCUGUGUAGCCGACAGAACUGGACACUCACUGCUGCACACCACUUUAUGGAAAGGGUAAUCUCUUCGUUAUGACACCAGUUACUUUGUGGGAGUACUUUGCCCGUGGGAUCUGCUGGAUGGAAAACGGAGAUGCAAGGUGUGAUUGCCUCUGUGUAUGGAGGAUGGUUCUAUUCACCGCUUCAGAGCCCAGAUACCGUCAUCGCUACUGGGGGUAGGAGUCCAGGGAUAUGGAAGGACCUAUCUUCAGCUGCACAUCUGCAACACAGGCACAGGAGGACGGGUAAACGCAAUGGUGACCAGAGCUGGCCUGCCCUGCCAGCAUUUGGAGUUUGUACAGUUCCAUCCAACUGGGAUCUACGGAGCCGGUUGCCUGAUCACAGAGGGUUGCCGUGGUGAGGGAGGCAUCCUGAUCAAUAGCGAGGGAGAGCGCUUCAUGGAGCGCUACGCACCAAACGCCAAAGACCUGGCCUCCAGAGACGUCGUGUCCCGCUCCAUGACCAUCGAGAUCAGGGAGGGCAGGGGUGUCGGCCCAGAGAAGGACCACGUUUACCUGCAGCUUCACCACCUGCCUCCUCAGCAGCUGGCCACAAGGCUGCCUGGUAUCUCAGAAACAGCCAUGAUCUUUGCCGGUGUUGACGUCACCAAGGAGCCCAUCCCUGUCCUGCCCACCGUUCAUUACAACAUGGGUGGAGUUCCCACAAACUUCAAAGGACAGGUGAUCACUCACACCAACGGCGAGGACAAGGUGGUACCUGGACUGUAUGCCUGUGGUGAGGCUGGAUGUGCCAGCGUCCACGGUGCUAACAGGCUGGGUGCUAACUCACUGCUGGACCUGGUGGUGUUCGGUAGAGCCUGCGCCCUCACAAUUGCUUCAGAACACAAACCUGGAGAGAAACUGUCCCCACUGAAGCCCAGUGCAGGAGAGGAGUCUGUGGCUAACCUGGAUAAGCUGAGGUUUGCUAACGGAAGCAUGAGAACCUCUGAGAUCAGGCUCAACAUGCAGAAGACCAUGCAGACCCAUGCUGCAGUGUUCCGUACUGGUUCCCUCCUGAAGGAGGGAUGCGACAAGAUGGAUGCCAUUUACCAGACCAUGGAUGACCUCAAGACCUUUGACAGAGGCAUUGUAUGGAACACAGACUUGGUGGAAACAUUGGAGCUGCAGAACCUGAUGCUGAACGCCGUCCAGACCAUCCACUCCGCUGAACAGAGGAAGGAGAGCAGGGGAGCACACGCCAGAGAGGACUUUAAGGACCGUGUCGAUGAGUACGACUACUCUAAGCUGCAGGGUCAGGAGAAGAAGCCCUUCGAUCAGCACUGGAGGAAACACACUCUGUCCUACGUCGACCCCAAGACUGGAAAGGUGACCUUGGAGUACCGACCUGUUAUCGACGUCUCUCUGGAUGCAGACUGCGCCCACGUUCCUCCUGCCAUCCGCUCCUACUAAGUUUCCUCUUGUCCCUACCGUCCCUCCUCUAAAAACAACCUUACUCCAAUGCUGAGUUCAUUUAACUGAUAUUUAAGAAGAUGCAUUUUCUGUCCAGAGAUGACUUUGGGGACAAAUUCUGCUUUCUUGUUGACAUUUGUAUCCAUUUUAGAGUGUUCAAUACAAUACCGGUCUGGUCAACUGCUGCCCCUUUGUGUCAUAUUCCUGCUCCUCUCCUUCAUGUGUGUUUUGUCUUGAUUUAAUCCGUUUGCAGUUGAUGGAUUUCAGCAAGGUUCUUGUGAUCUCUCACAAUUUCAAGCAGGUUUGUAUAUACAUCAUUGGAAUCUUCGAGACUAAAGGCGGCUGAGACAUUUUCGGCCUCCGAGUGUCGAACAAAAAAAGAAAAUUUAACGUGUGUUGCACCACUCUAGCUUGGCUUUAUAUGAUGACAUCAUAAUUUCCAUUUCCUCAUCUUGGAUUGUGGUAAUGAUUCUUUUGCUUCUCUCUUUUGGCCGAGUGAAGAGAUGAUGGAAAUGAUUGUAGUUUGAGACGCACAUGUCACAGAGCCACAAGGAGAUUUCAAGUACGGUAUGUAAUAUUGCAUAAAUGUACAAUAAAUAUGGGCAGUCCAUACUGUAUGUACUAGUUAAAGCAUGAGUUGUCUCUACUCACUGUGGCCUUCAGUCUGCAUAGUAUUACUUCUUGUACGCUUCAAGUGUGCGAUCUACACUCUUGUUCAGAAGAUCAUCAGCUGAUUGAGCUUAAACUAUCUGUAGUAACUCACUAUGUAUGUUAACCAAAUGGAUGCUUAAAUCUCUUCUGCCACAUUACAAUAUCUUAGUGGUUAUACAGCUUGGUGUUGAUGUUGCUUUCUCUGAACACUGCAGAGUCACUUAAGUGUUGUUCCAGAAGUUAAUCGUUAUUCUGAGUACCAACAUCAUUCUCAGCUCUAAAUGCUUCAAUGAGCAGUAGUUUUAGAGGUAUUCUCCAUUAACAAGUGCUGUUUGUGGUGUACAAUUAACAGGCAACUUGUGAAAAUUUACCACAUUUACUGCCACUUCAUGAAUGAGUUUUAAAGUGAAGGUUGCUCACAAUUUCAGCACUUAUAAUGCCGAACAAAUCAACAUGACAUGCCUCUUGUAAUGAAUCGAUGAAAGGGUGACUUAAUUUAUUUGCCUGUUUGGGAGAAAAAGUAAAUUUUCUUCUUGUUUUGCCAUUUGUACUUGUUUCAUAUGUUCAAUAAAGUGUAGCCAGUGCAUAGAAACAAAA
This is a messenger RNA of Acanthochromis polyacanthus (spiny chromis), 3270 nucleotides long. RefSeq names its product succinate dehydrogenase complex, subunit A, flavoprotein (Fp) (gene sdha). Gene Ontology annotation, molecular function: electron transfer activity; succinate dehydrogenase (quinone) activity; flavin adenine dinucleotide binding. Lineage: Eukaryota; Metazoa; Chordata; Actinopteri; Pomacentridae. Gene Ontology annotation, biological process: tricarboxylic acid cycle; mitochondrial electron transport, succinate to ubiquinone. The record is from RefSeq and is a predicted model, not a curated record.